Messenger RNA from Paraglomus brasilianum, 177 nucleotides. The record is from the annotation of a GenBank genome assembly. NCBI's taxonomy places the organism in Eukaryota, Fungi, Glomeromycota, Glomeromycetes, Paraglomerales, Paraglomeraceae.
AUGCAGGAAUCAAGGCCUCCAACACGCAUGCUAAAGGACGAUCCUCCAGACUGCCUCCAAGCAUCUGACAUAGGACGUAAUGGCCAUAUGCCAGACGAUCCUCCAGACCAGCGCCAAGCAUCUAACGCAGGACAUAAUGGCCAUACGCCAGUAGGGUUGCGCGUGGCUCAGACAUAA